This is a messenger RNA of Drosophila rhopaloa, 566 nucleotides long. RefSeq names its product E3 ubiquitin-protein ligase TRIM50. The coding region runs from base 130 to 465 and encodes 111 amino acids. The record is from RefSeq and is a predicted model, not a curated record. Lineage: Eukaryota; Metazoa; Arthropoda; Insecta; Diptera; Drosophilidae. The transcript has a single exon.
AAAGGCAAUUUUAGUUUAUUUACGGAGCGACCCCUAUAUUUUGUAGUUUAAAGCCUGUCGAACAAAAAAACCGAGAUACAAGUGCAGCUAGUACGCGAAAUACACUAUUCCAAUUGCAAUUUUGUGACCAUGACCGCUAACCCGUGCAUAUUCUGUUUAGAUGAGCAGCACUUACCACGCCGUAUUCCCUGCGGCCAUUCCUUCUGCGCAGAGUGCUUUGAUAAAUAUUUGGAACUUGUUCGGGACUCGCGCUGUCCACUUUGUAGACGCGAUUUCAGGACGGACUUUCCUCCUCCUCUCGAUGAUUUCAGCCGAGUGACCUUCGCGUCUGGAGAGGAAUCCGAACCUUUAGUAGCACUGCCCGAGGUUGAGCUGGACACGCUGGUGCUGACCCUUUCGGAACAGGAGUGCCGGUUCUUCGAUCAGCUUUAUCGGGAGGUUGAGCUGGUGAACGGUCGGGAGUAGAUGACCAAUGUGGGGCACAAAGUCCCUGCCAACGAUCUGUGAUUCUUGUUGUUUUUGUCUACUUGUAUAUAUUGUGUAUAAUAUUUUAUAAUUAGCCUUCU